AUGUCCGUCGUUCUUCCCCUCUGUGUCUCUUGUCUUCAAUGUCCCGUGAUUCUUCCUCUCUAUCUCUUGUCUUCCAAUGUCCCCGUGAUUCUUCCCCUCUGUAUCUCCUUGUCUUCCAAUAUCUGUGAUUCUUCCUUCUCUAUCUCUUUAUCUCUUUUGUCUUCAAUAUCUUCCCCUCUGUAUCUCUUUGUCUUCAAUGACCCAUGUGAUUCUUCCUUCUGUGUCUCUUGUCUUCAAUGUCCGUGUGAUUCCCUCUGUAUCUCUUGUCUUCAAUGUCGUGUGAUUCUUCCCCUCUGUCUCUUGUCUUCCAAUAUCUCUGAUUUUCCUCUGUGUCUCUUGUCUUUGUAUCUCGUGUUCUUCCCCUCUCAUUCUUCCCCUCUUCCUUCUGUAUCUCUUGUCUUCACUGUCCGUGUGAUUCUUCCCUCUGUAUCUCUUGUCUUCAAUAUCUCGUGA
Acanthosepion pharaonis is the source of this 453-nucleotide messenger RNA. NCBI's taxonomy places the organism in Eukaryota, Metazoa, Mollusca, Cephalopoda, Sepiida, Sepiidae. The record is from the annotation of a GenBank genome assembly.